AUGUCGUCAAAGAGAAUGUCAGAAAAUGAUCAAGAGAAAUCCUCAGAGACGGAUCCACCAGCGCACAAGCGACGACGCAUCGGCUUGGCCUGUAAUGCGUGCCGGAUGCGGAAGUCUAGAUGUGAUGGCCAUCGACCUUCUUGCUCAUCCUGCCUGUCCCUUGGAGUAAACUGUUUAUAUGAGCCUGGUGAUUCCACCACUAAUGUCAUCGUCCGGAAAGACUACGUUUCAGACUUGGAACAACGUGUCGCUUCCGUUGAGCAUAACCUUCAAAGAUUGAACGAUGUUCUCAAAGGCCAUUUGUCACCAUGCACUACCAACAGCAAUAAUCACCAUAACAAUCACGAUUCGCCAUGUCAUCAGCCAGUCAUCGAGCAAUCGGUUAUUUCACCCAGACCCAACACUCGAGACAAAAGUGCACCAAAUGAGACUUGUGCCACUGGUUUGGAGGAGCCUCAUGACGAGGAUGCCAACACCAAUGGCAUGGCCAUGACCUUUGUCGAAGAGAAGACGUCUGUUUACUACGGUGAAGCCUCAAACAUCAAUUUUACACAACUUCUCCUACGAGCCUUGGCAACCGUACAUGGAGCCACGCCUGUGGCACCCUCUGCCUUGAACCAGGCUUCGGGUCCCGGAGAUGGUGUAACCGCUGACAUGUCUCUCAACAAACGCGCCGUCUCUGCUAGUGACUUGGCUGCACCAGAACCCUCUCCCACCGCUCUACCGUCAGUCCAAGAGAUGGAUAACCUGUUGGACAUAUACUUUGACACAGCUGGGGUCGUGUUUCCAUUCAUAUGCGAGGAUACCAUGCGAAAGACGUACGAUGAGUGCAGAAACAACGGUUUCACAAGAGCACGCAGAACAUGGCUCGGAACCUUGAACAUGAUAUUUGCUCUUGCCAGUUGUUUUGUAACUUGCGAAUCUACAUCUUCAUCUGCCAAAGUACGCUUCGAGAAGUCCAACGUGUUCUACAGGAGAGCAACGGCACUCUGCGGCGAAUUAUCGAAACGUGUCGUCAGUCUCGAGAUUGUCCAUUAUCUUAUUCUCGUCGUUCUCCACUGCCAAGGGACGCAGCGGUCAGUACAAGCAUGGAACAACCACGGACUAGCCAUCCGAUCGGCCAUGGCGCUGGGUCUGCAUUGUCAAUCCAGCGGAGCGUCCCUUGACUCGGCUCAACAGGAAUACCGCCGACGGACGUGGGUUGUUAUAUACUGCCUGGACAAGGUGCUUAGUACUGCAUUUGGAAGACCGGCGAGUAUUGCCGACGAGCAGAUGCAUUCCUUCAACAGACGCGAAUCUGUCACAGGAUUAUCACCCAUGUCUUUGUCUAACCCUGGAGUCCCGGUUGACCUCCCUGGAGACUUCUUGUCCGUUUCCUUCAGGCUAUACCAAGUCAUGAGCAAGUCGCUAGUAGAACAAUAUGGAACGAACCUGGACCACAGUGACUCGGAUCACGAUGACAUGGCUCCAUUGAAAGCAUCAGGCGAGCUCCGAAAACAACUCCGUCUCUGGGCAGGAAGUCUUCCAGGUCAUCUGCGUGUCUGCCAGCCAGAAGAUGAGUUCCUGGCCCAGAACUCACAAGGGAACAGAUUACGUGUCAUCCUCACGCUUAGGUAUCAUAAUCUCGGUAUCUUGAUACACAAGCCACUUCUCAGCGCCACGAUACGUCAUUUGUUUCAGGCGGAGAAGAGAGUGGAUGCACCGCCGUCAUAUAUGAUACAGCUUGCCAUGGCAGAGGCACACGAGUGUUUACGAUCUGCGCAGUUAACUAUUGACAUUGUACAUGCUGUUAUUAGUACAGAUCCCUCACCCGGGAACAACCUCGGCGCCUGGUACUUUACACUAUACUACGUUUUCACAGCCUCAUUGGCUGUCAGCGGCCGUUUGCUUUGGGCACAGCAUGGCCAAAGCACUGUUGACGAGGUAGCAGUAGAUCACUGUAAGAGUCUACUCAGCAAAGCCGAAGAGAUAUUCAAAAAGCUCGAUCACGAAAAUAGUCUGGUAUUGAGCUGCCUCGAAUACAUUGCUCGCCUGGCCCGAAUAUGCAGUAUGAAAGCGAGUGGCACAGUGGAUACCAUGCCGUUUGACGAUGAUGGUAUGGAUGCAUUCCAGCUGUUUGCAGCCGAGAUGUUUGAUCCAAAUAUUUUUAAAGGAUUUAACCUAUCGCCUGAAGGGGUGGGAUUUACAGACGGGAUUUGGGAAGGGUUUCCUUGUGGCGGAUGA
Fusarium venenatum is the source of this 2223-nucleotide messenger RNA. The record is from RefSeq and is a predicted model, not a curated record. NCBI's taxonomy places the organism in Eukaryota, Fungi, Ascomycota, Sordariomycetes, Hypocreales, Nectriaceae.